Andrographis paniculata is the source of this 1670-nucleotide messenger RNA. RefSeq names its product probable serine/threonine-protein kinase PBL10. Bases 340 to 1506 code for a protein of 388 amino acids. The record is from RefSeq and is a predicted model, not a curated record. Gene Ontology annotation, molecular function: protein kinase activity; ATP binding. Lineage: Eukaryota; Viridiplantae; Streptophyta; Magnoliopsida; Lamiales; Acanthaceae. Gene Ontology annotation, biological process: protein phosphorylation. The transcript has 6 exons.
UACGGACUGAUUGUCCGGAGCCAUUUCUAAAUUGAUAGAUAAAACUUUUCUCUCUCUCUCUCUCUCUCUCUCUCUCACAGAUCUCUGAUGCUUCCUGUAAGUUAUUGCUGAUUGCUCAACCUCCAAGGUACGAGACGCACGCUUAUGGGGUUGGCUCAGAUUAUUAGAUUCCCCUAAAAAUUGAGAAACUUCUGAAGCCAUAGCAUCAAUAAUAUGUAACUGUUUUCCUCCUAGCUCUUUCUCUUUCUCUUUCCCUUUCUGUUCAUUUAAUUCUGCGUUUGAGAAUUAUUGAGACAGCUAUAGCUAGCAGAUUUCGAUGUGCAGAGUGAGUUUUCGGACAUGGGGGUUUGCUUCAGUGCUAGAAUCAAAUCCGACAGCCCCAUUUUCAUCGGUUCGAAUUCGCCGCCAUACGUUACCUCAAUGAGAGUAGUGGAAAGUAGCAGUCCAGGUGGGAGCGAUGGAGAAAUUCUGCAGUCCUUCUCCAACCUGAAGAGCUUCACCUUUUCUGACCUCAAAAUGGCAACCCGUAAUUUCCGACCCGACAGCGUUGUCGGAGGCGGCGGAUUCGGAUCCGUUUUCAAAGGUUGGAUUGACGAGAAUUCCUUCGCCGCCGCCAAGCCUGGGACAGGCCUAGCCGUUGCAGUCAAGAAACUCCAUCAGGAAACUUAUCAGGGCCAUAGGGAGUGGCUGGCGGAAGUGAACUAUUUGGGGCAGUUUGCACAUCAUCCUCAUCUUGUUCGACUGCUUGGCUACUGCUUGGAAGACGAUGAGAGGCUUCUGGUUUAUGAAUUCAUGCCGCGGGGAAGCUUAGAUAAUCAUCUCUUUCGAAGGGGGUCUUAUUUCCAGCCCCUGUCCUGGAAUCUUCGACUAAAGGUGGCCCUCGGAGCUGCCAAAGGGCUCGCUUUUCUUCAUAGCUCCCGAGCCAAAGUUAUUUACAGAGACUUCAAAACUUCCAACAUUUUGCUCGACUCGAACUACAACGCGAAGCUAUCCGAUUUCAGACUGACUAAGGAUGGGCCAACUGGCGAUAAAAGUCAUGUGUCCACAAGGGUCAUCGGAACGUACGGCUACGCAGCCCCUGAGUAUCUCGCAACAGGACACUUGACUGCAAAGAGCGACGUGUACAGCUUCGGGGUUGUCCUCCUGGAAUUGCUGUCGGGCAGAAGAGCGAUCGACAAGAACAGAGCGGCAGGCGAGCAGAAGCUAGUGGAGUGGUCGAAGCCGUACUUGGGCAACAAGCAACGCAAAGCCUACCGCAUCAUGGACAGUCGGCUCGAGGGCCAAUACACGAUGGAAGUGGCUCAGAAAGUCGCAAACCUCGCCCUACGAUGCGUGUCAUUAGAGCCCAAGCUGAGGCCUAAAAUGGCCGACGCCGUGAAAGAUCUCGAGCAACUUCAGUUUGAUUUAGGUACCAGCAGCAACAACAACAAUGGUUCCAAUUCCAAUUCCAAACCUCGAUACCGGCGAAGGAGCACUGGCAAUAGCACAGCAAACUCGAGUUCUUGAGGAAAUGAUAAAUUCUUGCACAUAAGGCUCCGACGGUUGUUGGCAACUGUGGAUUUCCUAGUAGUACAUACAAAUACUUAGAUACAUUUUCAUGUCUGUAUAAUGAUGAUCAGCUUCGUGUAUUAAUGUACGACUGUUUAAUAUUAUUCCUUCCCUCCGAGUAA